GGUUCACACUUUGAUUAGUGCGAGUGCAGGUGAUUAGUGCGAGUGCAGGUGUGUAGUGCGAGUAGUGUCCAAUUCAACUGCGAGUGCAGGUGAUUAGUGGGAGUGCAGGUCAAUGGUGCAAUUCGCGACGCUACACACUACGCUAAACACUAAACACUAAACACUCGUGUCCAGACGUGUUUAGGCAGGCACACUGCGAGUGAGGGGGAAGGGAGGGCGCGCGGGACGUGGCUACUCGCAGUCCACUCGCAAAAAAAUAGAACACGCUUCUAUUCACUUUACUACACAGCCUACUAAACACUCGCACUAAACAGUCGCUGUCCACACGUAGUACUACUCAUCACCUGCACUCGCACUAAUCAAAGUGUGAACCAGCCAUAACUGCGUGGCCACUUUUUUGCUGGCUGGCCUAUUGUCAAAUCUGGGCCAAACAAACAAAGCAGAUCUGAUAAACAAUUAGUUCUCUUGUGUUGUUCUUUUUAGGUGAUAAACACAUUUGGAAGUUAAUUAAAAAGUGUUCUGAAUGUACUACGUGUAGGUACUGAGUGUUUAAAAUUAUGGGUGGCUGUAGCGUAUUAUGCUGUAACAGCCGCACAGAAACAAAAGCAGAUGGAAUUUCAUUUCAUUCAUUUCCAACGGAACCCUGCAUUCGUAAAAUAUGGAUUGAUGCAACUGGUCGGCAGAAUUGGGUACCAUCAAAAAAUGCGAGAAUAUGUUCAAAUCAUUUUAACGCAAAUUUUUUUGUUGGCAAAGCUAAAUUAUCUCUCCUUAAGUCAAAUGCUAUGCCAACAAUAAAUAUUCCCAGCAUGAAUGUUGAAUCUGUGCAGUCUGUUUCGACAACACAAAAUGAUGAUCCAAUACCGUCAGUAAGCUCUAGAGGAGUUAAAAGGAAUAGACAGAAAUCAAAUGAUCAAAAUGUGUCCCCAGGUGCUAAAACUCCAAAACUGACUGAAAAGCCAUUUAACAAAAGUUAUAGAAGCAAAUUUCGCAUCUUGCAAGACGUUACUGCUAAGUUGGAGAAGCAAAAGCAAAUAUCAAGUUAUCGUCUUAAGAAAUUGCGGGCUGUUCGUGAGUCGCGGCGGAGACUUCAAAGAAAAGUUGCUAAAUUGGAAAAUAUUUUGGUUGAUUUAAAAAGUAAAAUUCCUAUAAAUAUGGAAGAAGCAGAAGAUCUCAUUAAAAUUUAAAGAAGAAAUUGAUGUAUUCAUGAAGAACAUUAAUAGUCUCAAAAUAAUUACGGAUCAUUUAUCUACAGCUUAUGUCAAUCUCAUACAUUCAUAAUCUAUUCUAUCAAACGUUACGCUAAACGAAAGCCACUUGUCUAGGGGGGCAGUUCUAAAAUCCGCCCGAAAAACUGGUUUCUUGGAGUUUGCUGUCUUAAAACGUUAGAGAUCCUGUACGAGAAACUGAUCAAUACUCCUAAUGCGCCUUAAAAGUACAUAAUAUGCAUAUACAAACUUUCGCAAGAUCAUUUGGAAAUAUUUUUUUUUUUGAUCCAAUAGAUCUAAAGGAGGAUACAAUAAUAACCCUACAGUGUCACAGUUCAAAGCAGCUUAUAAACGGAUGUUAAUUCAUGGGGAAAUUAAACAUUUAAAUCAUUAUGGGAACUGUAUCUCAUUGGAUGAUAUAAGUAUUUUAAAUGUUAGCAAUAACAAUUAUACAAACAGGAUCAACGCCACUAGUUUGUUAAUCAACACAAAUACAAAUGAUGAUGACUUUACCGAUGACGAGAUUUUACCAGUGGACCUUACAGAAUCUCGUUAUUAUUUAUUAAACGACCAACUUACUGAAUUUUCACAAGAAGUAACCGUUUAUAUUGCUGGUUUCAUAGUAAAAAAAUUGAAAAAGAAAAUUAAAUGCUAUGAUUGUAUUCUAGCUCUUCAGUCCACUGCAAAGUUAUCUAGAUUAAAUAUAUUGAAGGAUGUUGGUGGGCUGAACUAUCCCUCAAUAGAUCAAAAAAAGGAAUGAGAUUAUUUUUGAAUUCCCAUGAGCCUAGCUUCAUUAAUGAGAAAACGAUGCCAAAAUUAGUUUUAAGCGUUUUUAAACAUUUUGCCACUGGGGCACUUUUCCGACAUUAAAAAAUCAUAUACAUGACGGGUUUUUCCCUUUGACAACUACUUAUCUUUACUGAUCAAUAGAUUUUUUUCAAAUAAGAAUUAAUCAUGUACUAAAAACAAUUUCAAAAAAUGAUUUAUCAAUUAGAAAAAAAUAUACCAAACUAAUCUUAUUCAUAGUAUUUUUUUAAAUAAUAUUUGUAAUAACAGCUUUUUUUUUUACUUUUUGCAUGUUGCCUCUAAUAACCUCUUCGAACCCUUUUAAUACUCAUUUAGACCAAUUAGAAUGGUUUUAUAAUUAAAGAAUAUAAUAUAAAGAUAUGGUUUCUAUUUUUGGUAAAAGUGGUCCCCCUUUUUGCGAAAACGGAUCAAAAUCAUUAAAGUUUUCAUUCUAA
This is a messenger RNA of Colias croceus (clouded yellow), 2446 nucleotides long. Its product is annotated as THAP domain-containing protein 1-like. The record is from RefSeq and is a predicted model, not a curated record. The transcript has 5 exons. The coding region runs from base 558 to 1184 and encodes 208 amino acids. Gene Ontology annotation, molecular function: sequence-specific DNA binding. NCBI's taxonomy places the organism in Eukaryota, Metazoa, Arthropoda, Insecta, Lepidoptera, Pieridae.